This is a messenger RNA of Cajanus cajan (pigeon pea), 873 nucleotides long. The record is from RefSeq and is a predicted model, not a curated record. Lineage: Eukaryota; Viridiplantae; Streptophyta; Magnoliopsida; Fabales; Fabaceae.
AUGAGUAGGCAUUUUCUCUCUACUAACUCCUUCUUUCUCUUUUUCAAUUUCUUUCUUGUUAUUGCCACGGUAAAGUAUUUGGGAGAAUGGAAAGUGUCAUUUGAUUUGGAUAAAAAUAUAAUUCAUUGCUCUUGUUGUAAAUUUGAGACAUUUGGCAUACUUUGUUGUCAUUGUCUAAGAGUCUUUAUUCAUAUGGAUGUUAAAUCAGUGCCUGAGCAAUAUAUCCUGAAGAGGUGGACAAAGUUAGCAAGAAGUGUGUCUUUACCUAAUGUUAGUGUUCGUCAUGUAGUAGAAGAUGCUCAAUUGACUUCAACACAACGUCAUAGAGACAUUUUUCCCCGUCUUAUGAGGAUAGUUGAUGAAGCAUGUAGGAGUCAAGAAACAUACACGUUGUUGAAAAAAGUUACUGAUUUAUUGGACAAGGAAAUGUUAGAGUUUCAAAAUAAACAAGUAAGUAAUACUCAAGUUAAUGAGUUCCUUAGCAAUGUUAUAGAGAUUGCAAGAAACAAUGAUGAUUCAAUACAAGUAAAAGGGUUCAAGAAAAAAGAAGGUAGAAAAGGUUCAAAGCGUUUGAAAGGAUCGGUAGAACGCCAACUUAGUAAACGGAAGAAAAAGGGUGACUCAAGUGCUUCACAAGAUCAAGAGCUUACUAAGAAUAAUGAGAGUAAACAAGGUUCAAAAUUUGUGAAGGAGAGGAUAGAGUACAAUUUAGAAGUGCCUAAUAUAAGUGCAUCCACAUGGCUUAAUGAUGUAUACAAACAACAACAAUCUAUGGAAAUCAAUGGCAUUUCAAGUCAAGUUAGUGUUACUAGUUUUACUAGUUUAUUGAUGGCACCACUUUAUGGGGAUAUCACAACUUUGACCAAUCCAUAG